CUCAGACUGGUCAAUACGGAACCGCCAGUGGUGCACAGACUGGCCAAUACGGAACCGCCAGUGGUGCCCAGACUGGCCAAUACGGAACCGUUAGUGGUGCUCAGACUGGCCAAUACGGAACCGCCAGUGGUGCCCAGACUGGCCAAUACGGAACCGUUAGUGGUGCUCAGACUGGCCAAUACGGAACCGCCAGUGGUGCCCAGACUGGCCAAUACGGAACUUUAG
Molecule: messenger RNA, 225 nt
Organism: Lottia gigantea (owl limpet)
Lineage: Eukaryota; Metazoa; Mollusca; Gastropoda; Lottiidae
Exons: 1
Source: RefSeq, a predicted model, not a curated record